UGUGGAGUCGGCCUGCGCAGGAGUCGGCCUGCGUGCCUGCCUGGCAGCCCUUCUCGGCAUUUGUCACAUGCACUGGAGAAGCCUGGGCUUGCUUUUUCGGCAAAUAAUGGGUUUGCGCCUGCGGUAUCAGCGCAACUCUGGUGUGCUGUGUAAAACGCUUCUCCACCAGUUGCACCUUUCUUUGCAGAACAACAGUACAUUACGGGACUUAUUUAUUGACGCAUAUUUUUUGGAAUGAAGUAGAAAGCAACAUAGAAAAGGUGCAAUUAUUUAUAAGUAAUGACAGUUCAUUUAUCCUUGGACACAUACCUAGUCUUUUUGAUUAACCCAAAAAGUCUGUGGUGGAAGCAGAGAAACAAAUACCUGUGUUUCUGUAGACCUAAAGACUGCUGGAGGAUAAAUCAUGCUGCACACCUGAGAGUUUUUCAUACAAGUGAGCCUUGGUGUAAGUGGGCCAGGAGCAGAACGUUUUGGUAUAACAAGUACAUUUAUAGCCAUGAGUUUUUAUACUACAGAGUUUCCAAACUUUUAACUUCUUCUUCUAAGGGACUUACAAGGGUGAGCAUUCGCAUGUCACGAAUUAAGAAUACUAUAGAAUCUGUUUCAAAGGCAGUUUCUGGCACUCACAGUGAACUGGUGUCACGGAUAGCUCGAUUAAAGUCCCACUCAGGUACUUCGGGUAAAACAAAUAAAAGUAGUGCAGAUGCAAAUAACAUCAGCACAAAUCUAGAAAAUGAUAAACAAGUUACAGAUGUCAGAAGUCAGGAUGAUUGCAACAGAGGCCCAGCUGCAAGGAAAUCCACUUGUGCAAGUGAAAAUUUGGAAUCUCUGUUAGCAGGUUCAAGCAGCACUUCGCAAGAAACUCCAGAAGUUUCAGCAUCUAGUAAAAACCACCUUUUUCAUGUAAGCUACUUUUCUACAAAUUUUGGAGAGACUUACAACUUCGUAGCUGAUCAUAUCAACUCUUACUUUAAUAAUUCUCUUAUGGAACAAGGAAGAAAAAAGAAUGCUUUAUUACAGGACUCUGAAAGUGAAGAGAGGAAUAAGCUUGAUUCAUCAGCAAAUACUGUAACAAGUGAAGAAAAGAGAGUGGAUUCAGCAGGUACUUCGGCUCCUGAAGCAGAGACCUUGGGUACUGAAAAGACAAAUACUGCCCUCCCGGUUUCCACUAAAAAAAGUAUUGCAAACUUUCUUUCAUAUCCCAGUAACAGUGUGCAAGCUUUUGUAGACAGCUAUAUUGGUGGGUUGGUUCCAAAGUUAAGAUCUGAUACAAAAGUUGUUCCACCAGAAAAGAGUAAACAGAAAGAACAAGAAGUGUCUGAGAAGAGUGAUGAGGACAAAACAAAAGAGGCCAAGACUGCAGAAGAGAAGGAAAAGCAUCUGUCUCUUCAGAGAGAAAAGAUCAUUGCAAGAGUGAGUAUUGAUAACAGGACUCGAGCUUUAGUUCAAGCAAUACGGAGAUCCUCUAAUCAAAGAGUCUGCAUCAACAGGGUUGAAGAACUCACCUAUCAUCUUCUAGAAUUUCCAGAGAGCAGAGGAGUUGCAAUUAAGGAAAAAUUAAUCCCUUGCCUGCUGCGACUGAGACAGGCUAAUGAUGAAAGUCUUCAGGCUGCUGUUAGAGAAACUUUAGCUCUGAUUGGAUAUACAGACCCUGUGGAAGGCUGGGGAAUUCGAAUCCUCAGCAUUGAUGGAGGAGGAACAAGGGGUUUAGUUGCACUUCAGACUCUACGGAAACUAGAAGAAUUAACUGGAAAGCCGGUUCAUCAACUUUUUGACUACAUCUGUGGUGUAAGCACAGGAGCUAUCUUAGCUUUUAUGUUGGGGUUGUUCCAUAUCCCCCUGGAUGAUUGUGAAGAGCUGUACCAUAAGUUAGGAUCAGAUGUUUUUAAGCAGAAUGUCAUUGUUGGAACAGUCAAAAUGGGCUGGAACCACGCCUUUUAUGACAGUGAUAUAUGGGAAAAAAUGCUCAAAGAAAAAAUGGGCUCAAAUCUUAUGAUUGAAACUGCAAGAAAGUCCAAAUGUCCAAAGGUAGCUGCAGUAAGUACCAUUGUAAACAGAGGAACACCACUGAAAGCAUUUGUGUUUAGAAACUACAACCACUUUCCUGGUGUGAAGUCCCAUUAUAUUGGAGGCUGUCAGUAUAAGCUGUGGCAAGCAAUUAGAGCAUCAUCUGCUGCACCAGGUUACUUCCAGGAAUAUGUUUUGGGCAGUGAUCUUCAUCAGGAUGGAGGUCUGCUCCUAAAUAAUCCUUCUGCGCUGGCAGUUCAUGAGUGCAAGUGUCUCUGGCCGAAUGUUCCAUUGCAAUGUCUGAUUUCACUGGGCACUGGUCGGUACGAAAGUGAGGUGAAGACCAAUGUCACACACACCAGUCUGAAAGCCAAACUGACGAAUGUUAUCAACAGUGCAACUGAUACAGAAGAAGUUCACACCAUGCUGGAUGCACUGUUACCUCCAGAUACUUAUUUCAGAUUUAACCCUCUUAUGAAUGAAGACAUACCCCUGGAUGAAAGUCGUAAAGAGAAACUCAGUCAGCUGCAGACAGAUGGAAUUCGUUAUUUAGAAAGAAAUGAAGAAAAACUGAGAAAAGCUGCAAAAAUAUUAACACAAGAAAAAUCAGCUUUGCAGAGGCUUCAGGACUGGCUAAAAUUAAAGGCUGACAUGUAUGAAGGCUUGCCAUUUCUUUCCAAAUUGUGAAUAAGUAAUGCGUGAAAGAUAAAUGUAAAUCUUCUUCCAGAAAAUCCAUUUGGUACUGUAAAGGAAGAAUAUUGAUUCAGGGUAAAUAACAUCUUUGGAAAGCUAUAAGAAUUCUGGGGAAAGCCAUUCAGGAUGGCUGUUUUGUGCACACUUGUUACAAGGUUUUAUGGUGUUAAUUAUUUCUGGAACUUAGUGAAUCUUACUGUUGCUCUACUUUAAUUUCUGAAAGUCGGUAAAACUGUAAAUUAUGGAAACAAUUGUGCAAUGCAUUUUUGGAUGUAUGUAUGAUAAUUACAAUGGCAGAAAACCUUUAUUUAUCAACUACCAGGCUUAUUCAAAGUUAACAAAAAAAACUAAAUCCUCAUUCACUUUAGUGUAGGCAUAACCUGUUAGGCUGUUAUGUAGGCAGUGAAUUUAAUAGAAAUGUAAUGUUCUUGCAAAAACUCGGCCUGUGUUAAUUGCACUUUUACAUCUGAAAAAUAACAUUUAAUUUUUUUUUUUAUUUUAGUGGAUUUUGUACGUAACAGUAUUGAGUAAAAUGUUUGGAUGACUAUAAAUGGCCUAUUAAAUUAUCAACAUCACCUGGUAUUUUUAGAACUUUCUGCUUAUUGUUGUUAUGGGAAUAACUUCAGAUCGAUUAAUUUUUUAUUUGAAAGUAAUCCCAAGCCCAAAACUUCAUGUGAGCAGCUAUUCCCAGUUACUAUUAAUAUUAGCUAUUCCAGUUAGCUAUUCCAGAUAAAGGAAAUAAAAUACUGAAAUAGCUCAUAUGAAUGAAAAAGUGUCUUAGAAAAGCUUCAGGUUUGGGUGCCAGUUCUAGUCAGAAAGAAAAUUAGAAGUUGAAACAUCAAAUUACAUAAUUUAUAUGGGUUCUCCUGAAAUUAUGUCAGAGCUGUGAAGUUAAUGUUUAGAACUUACUCCAGUCCUACUGCCCAUUCCUUUGAGCAUACUUCCUGCAUAUGCCAUGAGGGACAUGAGCUGUGACAACCCAAUGUAUCAAACAGCAUUUUCAACAACAGGGAGGUAUGUGGGAGUUCUUCAGAACAGUGCAGUGCUCUUUCAGGUGGACACGGCUGCUGCCACAUGUUGGCAGGUACCUGUUAAUAAGAUUGUUUGCCACGUGCCUCGGUGAGUGUUUGCCUUGUAGUAGGCAGCUUACAGUGCAUGAGAAUAUUGACUAGAUAAAAUAUAAGUUCUAUGCAGUAGCUAAAAGAUUCAAUUUCACCAAAAUCAGUGCAUUUGUCACUUUGCUGUCUGGAACUAAUCACCUGCCAUUGCAUUAUCUACUAAAAAUAGCAUUUAUUAUGAUAGUCACCUUUUGUACUUGUUUUAAAACAUUGAAAAUAUUAGGCUGCAGUUUGGAAAGGAACUAUGAGGCAGACAUCUGAGAUCCUUGGAGGUGCUACAUAGUAUUCUCGACUGUGCAAGAAAACAUUUGAUUGGGAUGUUUUGGCUUUUUUUAAUUUGAUAUAUUUUUAUUUUUGACAUGUAUGAUUUUACUCAGACAUUCAUCUUUUUCAUCCUCAGUUCUCUCCCUUGUAUUUGCCAUGCAAGGCAGAGAUUUAUGAUCAUAAUCCAUCUUUCAUUUAUACAGCCUCCCUUUUGCAUAACAAUUACUAAGAACUGAGUAGAAGAAUAAUGAGAUCAAACCUUUCCCAUAGGUGUGAGAUGAUUUAAGCAUAUAAAAAAGAAAUGCCAAUAUUAUUCUGAUAGUGGUACUUUGUACAGAGUUAAACUGUGUUGCCAACAUCCUAAGUCAAAACAAACAGUAUCAGGUAGUCUCAUGUAACAACACACAUUGCACACAUCCUUUCUGGCAAAGAGCAAAGUCACAGCAUCAUCCAUGAGAUAUCAAAGGCAUUAUUCUGAAUUCAUAAGUUUCCAGUCACAGUUUUUUGGGACAAAUAUUAUCUAACGAAACACAUGCCUAUCACAAAGUGAUAACAUUUCCAUUUAAUUUUUUUUUUUAUAAAUAAAAUCUCAUGUUCUGAGUAUUUUAUUUCAAAUAGGGUAAGAUCUGGAUUUGUGACAAUACUGUUUUUGCCGGAAGCUGCUGUCUUACCUUCAUUCACUACUUUUCCCCCUCUUCUUUAUUGCUGUAACAAUAUUUUUCAUAAGUGUGGCUUUUAAAAGUACACAUGGAAUUGAGUUUAACUAUGGAGUAAUUAAUUCAGACUGUUCUGGGCCUCUGUGUACAUAAAUUCACAAGAUGCUUGUAUUGAAUGCCUUCAAAUUAACUCUGUUAUCCUUUGUGUUGCAAGUGCUGCACUGUCAGUCACUAAUGAGGAGUUUGUUCUCCUUGCUAAACCAUAUUAAAAGGUGGAGAUGCAAUAGGUAUUUGACUUGAGCUAUAAUUAGAUUUUGGUUGAAAAAAUUAGCAAUUUGCCAAAAAUCCUAACUACUAUGGAUGUGUUCCUACAGCACUCUAUAUAAAGUAAAAGUAUUUUCUGGAACUUUUAGGCAUUGGCUGUGGAAUACUGCAUGAUACUUUAACAGCAGAAAAUGUAGUAAGAACUGUGGUGGAAUGAGAUCUUGCUAAAUUAGGAAACAAUUUUAAAUAAAAGGGGUUUAUUGGUAGGGAGCAGAGGAAUUAGCACUGGGUCAAAUACAAGCAGGUUUUAACUGAUUGUUGUGAUGGACUGAAGAACAUAAUUCCCUUCACAGAUGAAUCUAGCAGGGAUCAUGAAUAUUUUGAAAAAUAUGAUUUCAGUGCAGCAUGGAUUUGAGAAGAGAAUAGACUAGAAUGAAAGAAGUGCCUCUGAAGAAUAAAAAUGUUAACAACGGAAAAAGGAAUAUUCUACUGCAGAACAUCAUGUUAAAAGAAUCCUGCUUUGAAAAAAUACCCCUGGGAAUGCUGUGGGGCUAUCCAGUUAACAAACUGAAAUUGACUCAGCAGUCACAGCUACUAAAAUAACUGUAUCGCUGCACCAAAGAAUUCCUGGCCAGGAAAAUGUGAGCAAACCUGAAAAAAUUAGAUCAAUGUGAAUCUUGAGUCUAGGAUAAGCAAUCACAAGAAGACAAUAAGUAGAUAAGCAUUCUAUGUAACUUAUGCAUUCAGAGACGACUACAAGGUUUGUCUCACCAGAUGAAUGUUACUAUUUGAAAAUGUGCCUGUGUCCUGGAAAUAAAAUCAGGAACUUUAUUGGUGCCCCUGCCUAUAGCAAUGGGAUUGGAACUAGAUGAUCUUUAAGGUCUCUUCUAACCCAAGCUUUUCUAUGGUUUUGUGAUUAGUUUAGGCUUUAGUUGAGAAAGUGAAAAUGUCAGAUUUGCAAAAAAGACAAAAUAUCUUUGCUCUGAUUUUGGAAGGCAAAAAGAAAGAGUCCAAAUGAGCAAAUAAAAAGGAGUAGGCAUAAUAAUCUCCCUUUAGGGAAAAUUAGAAGGAAAAAAGACUUAGGUUUUCAUAUAUGACCUCUUAGGUCACCUCUUAGUUUCUAAUUAUCUAUGCAGAAAGAGAUGUUACUUGAAGGAGGUUUCAUUACCAAAGGAAAGAAAAUAAAACUUUUAAAUGUUGAAGUGUGAUCACUUUAAGAUACCUCAUGUCAGUGUCCAUUCCAGCAGUGAAAUGAAGAUACUGAUUCUAUUAUAUAUAUAUAUAUAUAUGUAUAUAUAUAUAUAUAUAUAUAUAUAAAUAUAUAUAUAUUAUAGUCAACAAACUGCAGGCAGACAGAGUUGACUAUAACUACAGCUUUGGUCAGUGCUAUUAGAGAAAGAGAUAUUCAGACUAAAACAGAUGCAAAGAAGGGCUGCCAAAGGGAAGAUUAGGAGAGUGUGGUAUGUUUCAUCCAACAAAACAAGGGCUAGAAGGAGAGAACUUGCUGCUGUUUAAAAAUACUUCAAGAAGGAAAAGACAGUAGGCUAAGGGACAACACUUGAAUAACACCAAAAGUGCUCAAACUUAGAAAGUAAAUUUAACCAGAAAGUAAAAGGUGCUAAACCCCUGAGGAGCAAGGUCACAGAAUAGCUACACAGAAUUAAAAGAGCAAAAGAAACUGAUUUAAUGUAAAUUUUAGAAAUCAAUCUCCUGAAGGGGGAUUCUGUAAUGCACUGUGCCUGCCAGUCUCCAUGGCCAACUGAAUCCCUUUAACCUGUGAGGCAGGUGAGAACUCAUUAAUUCCUCAUGUGUAGCAGAAUAGACUUGUGGAAGUGUCUAACAACUUCUUCUCUUUAGUUCUAAUUGAUAAGGAUUACGUCUUGUCUUUGAUCCAUUACUUACAUUUAAUUUAUUUUGCUUUUCUUGCUGAGCUGGUAAAGGGAGCUGAUACAUGCUGAAGUAAUACAAGACACAUGAUAGGUGAAAGAAAAAUCUGGUGUAUAUUUACUAUUUAUUGGUCACAUUAAUUUUUCAUCAGAGAUUAAAAUACAUAUAUUCUGCUGGGUCAACAAAUAGUGCUGGUUUUCUUCCAUUACAAGAUUAUUCUCAAAAUGACAAGUAUUAAAUACAAACAUAAUCUGUUCCGGGGAAGAUGUGUUAAGGCCUCCUCUUUCAGUUUAAGGACUGCACCCCAGGCCAUCUGUGAUACUAACCCAUAGACUUGUACAUUCAGCUACAUAAGGCAAGACAGAAAACCCGCUUGUUUGUGUUCUUUCAUGUCAUUGCUUAAACAGCGAGUAAAAUUUUCAGACCUUGCAGAACUGUUCUGUUUAAAGGACAGUUUGCUGCUAGAAGAUAUAUUCUUGGUGCAAUCAUUCAUUUACAAAGAAAAAUGAGCAUGCCAAAUGCCUCUUCCUCACAUUCUGCAGGAACAAGAUGAGUAGGCUCUUUCCUUGCUCCAGCUGCACUGAGGUGUGAACUCAAGGAGGUGCUUCCCCCCAGUUCCCCUGUUCGCUGCUCAGCCUCAUUCCCAUCCCUGCAGUUGUGUCUGCUCCUGGUAUGUGCCCAUUAAUUCCAGUGUGCCACCCAGUCCAGUGCUUGCUGAUGGCCUUCACGGCUUGCAGAUACUCACAAUUUUUUAAAUUGUUCUUUCUUCAAGAUUUAAUAAGAACAAUUCUAUUUAAUUAUUUUAAUUAAGUUAGCAGUUUUCAGAAAGGGGGAACCAUUAGCAAUUUUCAGUAUACUGUAAAAAUUAAACAAGCACUGAAAUCCUGUAUUACUUAUAUCCCUGGUAAUGCAUGUUUAAUUUAUGGAAACAAUUAAAUUUCGCUUUUUAUUUAUGAUUACAUUUUA
Molecule: messenger RNA, 7855 nt
Organism: Pseudopodoces humilis (Tibetan ground-tit)
Lineage: Eukaryota; Metazoa; Chordata; Aves; Passeriformes; Paridae
Gene: PNPLA8
Product: patatin like domain 8, phospholipase A2
Biological process (GO): arachidonate metabolic process
Cellular component (GO): membrane
Source: RefSeq, a predicted model, not a curated record